AUGUCACCAGUCUCUGAAAACACUGAAUCUGCUAUUAACAAGUCCGUAGCUCAAUUGGCAAAUUUAAGAAUUGCCGGUUAUAAAAGUUUCCAAAUCGGGAAAUCUACCAAUUGGGUAGACCAUUUACCACAAUCCACUAAAGAUAGAUUUGCCAAAUACAAUAUCGAUUUGUCUGACGGAUAUCCUAUUGUACCAAAGAAUGAAGUCAUUCCAAAGUUUGUUAAUGAUGCUUAUAAAGUUAGAAACGAGGAAUACCCAUAUAUCGAAAGAGGUAAGAAUGCUGACCCUGAAAAGAAAGCUUUAUUCGGUGCUGCUAAAGAAGUCAUCCAUUUAACUAAACACAUAGGUACAGAAAUUGUUGGAUUACAAUUAUCUGAUUUGAAUGAUAAACAAAAGGAUGAAUUGGCUUUACUUAUAGCUGAAAGAGUUGUUGUUUUCUUUAGAAAUCAAGAUUUAUCUCCCCAAAAACAAUUGGAUUUAGGUAAGUACUGGGGACAAAUCGAAAUCCACCCACAAGUUCCAAGAGUUCCUGGCGAUACCGAUGGAAAUGAUUUGGAUGGUAUUACUACUAUAUGGCAAGAUUAUGUUAUUGCUAACUUUGGUCUCAAUUUAUCCUUCAAAAAUAGUAUUGGUGGUAACUCCCAAUGGCAUACUGAUUUAGUUCAUGAAAAACAACCUGCCGGUAUUACUCAUUUACAUCUUGAUGCUAUUCCAACCGUUGGAGGUGAUACUCUAUGGGCAUCAGGUUAUGGAGCUUAUGAUAAAUUAUCUCCAGCUUUACAACAAUUUUUAGAUGGUAAAACUGCAAUCUAUAAAUCAGCUCAUAAUUAUAUUGAUGGAGAAAAUCCUUUGAAUGGUCCAAAAUACAUUGAACGUGAACAUCCAAUUAUUAGAACUCAUCCAGCUACUGGUUGGAAAGCUUUAUUUGUCAACAGAGCCAUGACUGUUAGAAUCGUUGGUUUAUUACCAAGAGAAUCUGAUAUCUUAUUAGAAUAUCUCUUCUCCAUAUUCGAAAGAAACUUGGAUAUUCAAGUCAGAUUCAAUUGGAAGAGUGAACCUGGUAAAGGAACAAGUGCUUUAUGGGAUAAUAGAAUCAGUCAACAUAAUGCUGUUUGGGAUCAUGAAGGUUUAGAAAACAGACAUGGUACGAGAGUUACAUCAUUAGCUGAAAUUCCUUUCUUCGAUGAAAAUUCAAAAUCCCAAAGGGAAGCUUUAGGUCUUGAUCUCAAUUAG
Molecule: messenger RNA, 1233 nt
Organism: Yamadazyma jaroonii
Lineage: Eukaryota; Fungi; Ascomycota; Pichiomycetes; Serinales; Debaryomycetaceae
Source: the annotation of a GenBank genome assembly